UCUAUACUGCCAUAAAUAGAUUCUCAACUCUAACGGCUUUUGCCUAGUUCUCUGCAAACCUCCAUAUCUUUUUUUGAAGGCAUAAAAUCCAUAUCUUGGAGUUAUUUUCUCAACUACUUAUUUAAAUUUUAAACUCCAUAUCUUUUUGUUGAAGAGAUUAACAGGAAAGUCGCCUAUAUAUAUAAUAUGGUUGGGAAUUAAUUGAAGCUCUUUAGACAUGGGAAAAUUAAAAUUUGGAGUGGCACCAGUCGUAUAUCCUUCUAUAUUUCUGAUUCUCUUAAUUUCAUUCCUCAAUUUUCACUUUCACUUCCUCUCUUUCUUUCCCACUAAUCUUGUUCAUCACAAACAGAUAAGUAUCGAAGAAGAAUUAAGCAGAGCUCGAGCAGCCAUUCUUGAAGCUGGAAGAAGCCACAGUUACAUCUUCAAUAAUAAUCAUAAGUAUUUCAUUCCAAGAGGCUCCAUAUACAGAAACCCGCAUGCUUUCCACCAGAGCUAUGUAGAGAUGGAGAAGAGAUUCAAAGUAUGGGUUUACAGAGAAGGCGAGCCCCCUCUAUUCCACCUGGCCCCCUUCAAAAACAUCUACUCCACCGAAGGCCACGUCAUCGACGAGCUCCACCAUAGCACCAUGGCAGCGCCCCACCCGGACGACGCCCACGCCUUCCUCCUCCCGGUCUCCGUCACCAACAUCGUCCACUACCUCUAUCACCCCCACGGCGACUUCCACCCAACCCGCAUCGGGAACAUCUUGCAGGACUACGUCACCAUCUUGGCCAAUAAGUAUCCUUAUUGGAACCGGAGCUCGGGCGCCGACCAUUUCUUCGUUUCAUGCCAUGAUUGGGGGCCUUAUGCCACUGCUCAGAAUGCCAAGCUCUUCAAGAACCUCAUUCGUGUUCUCUGCAAUGCCAACGUCUCCGAAGGGUUCAAGCCAGUGCGAGAUGUUACCUUGCCAGAGAUAAACGUCCCAUCGUCAGCCCUGAACCAGCCGGACCUGAACCACUCCAAGUCCAUACUCGGCUUUUUUGCAGGCGGGGCCCACGGUGCCAUAAGGGAAGCCCUCCUCUCCCACUGGAAAGACAAAGACAAGGACCUCCAAGUCCACGAGUAUCUCCCCAAAAACAUCAGCUACUUGGACCUCAUGUCGCGGGCCAAGUACUGCCUCUGCCCCAGUGGCUACGAGGUAGCCAGCCCGAGGUUGGUUGAGUCCAUGCACGUUGGGUGUGUGCCGGUCAUCAUCUCGGAGGGCUACCCCCCACCCUUCAGCGACGUUCUUGAUUGGAGCACCUUCUCUAUCCACAUUCCGGCCAGGAGGAUACCAGAGAUCAAAAAUAUAUUAGAGGGGAUAGCAGCAGAGGAGUACGAGGAGAAGCACAAACGGGUGUUGGAGGUCCGUAGGCAUUUUGUUAUUAAUCGGCCGGCAAGGCACUACGAUGUCUUGAAUAUGGUCUUUCAUUCUGUUUGGCUAAGGAGGCUUAAUGUUAGGCUACAUCUUUAGUCUCUCUUUUCCACUUUUUUUUCACAUUCACAUACUCUGUGCUUAAAUCACCGGCGUCCCCUAAAAAUGGAAGCGAUUGCAGGCUGGUUAGGAAGGUGAAGAAUCCUGUGUUGGAUUCAAAUUAAUGAUUCACAUAAUUCAUACAUGUCGAAUACGAUUGAUAAACAUAAACUGGAAGCGUACAUGGAUUCGGAUUCAUGAUGAUGUUCUUGAUAAUUCGUGAAGUUGGUCUUCCAAGUGUCAUUCCAAGUGUCAACGCUUUUUACAGAGAAUAUAUUUUUUGUAUUCUGUAACAUUAAUAGGAAUGGGAAUCUAUCGAUGUAUUUAUAGGUUGUACUUGGGGACCAUAACCCCGUAUUUAGAGAACGAGUCCCUAA
Molecule: messenger RNA, 1869 nt
Organism: Salvia splendens (bonfire salvia)
Lineage: Eukaryota; Viridiplantae; Streptophyta; Magnoliopsida; Lamiales; Lamiaceae
Product: probable glycosyltransferase At5g20260
Exons: 4
Coding region: 218-1492 (424 amino acids)
Molecular function (GO): glycosyltransferase activity
Source: RefSeq, a predicted model, not a curated record